CUCAUUCAAGUCUUUCCAAUACAACUAGGCGUAUGUUCUACGCUCUAUAGAAGAGCAAAUACCGAUUAUCUAUUAUGGCGGCCAGCAAAAUACCCGAUUGGAUAACUGCGGAACUGUUCGAAGAUGUGCUCAAGGCCAACGUGGAGGGCUUCUCGAAAGUCAAGAGCUUCAAGGCGGACAUGGGAUCUGCGGCAGGUGAAAACUAUGCCACCAUUAUGCUGCGGAUUGGCAUCGAAGUUGAGCUGCAGGAUGGCAAGACGAGAUCGGUUUCAUACAUGGUAAAGCUGCCACAUCAGCUGGAUGUCUGCAAGGAAAUGAUGAAGCACACCAAUAUCUUUGAAAUCGAGCGCACCGUGUAUACUGAGGUUGUCGCCGAGAUGGAGGAACUUUACAAAGCGGCGGCUGUGGAGGUUUCUUUUGGAGCCAAGAUCUAUGAUCUCAAAAAUGCCAAGAGCGAAUACUUAGCGCUGGAGGAUCUGUGCAUAAGGGGUUUUAAAAACGCCAAUCGUCUCGAGGGACUCGAUCAAGCGCACACGGAGAGGGUUCUCCGGAAGUUGGCCCAAUGGCACGCGGCGACCGCCUUGAGAGUGGCCACCAAGGGACAGUACCCAGAAAUAGUUCUAAGGGGAUUUUUCAAGGAGGAAAUCAAGGCGUUGAUGAACGAAAUGAUGAAUGCUAUGGGGCAGGUGUUCCUCAAAUGCUGUGCCACCUACGAAGGCAAUGAGGCGUACAUAGACAAAGUGAAAGCUUUAAAGCCAGUGGUAAUAGACGAGGUCUUCAAAUUGGGUGAAGUAGAUCCCACGGAUUUCAAUGUUCUGAGCCACGGCGAUUUCUGGUCAAAUAACAUUAUGUUCCAGUACGAUGAGUUUGGAAAAAUCAAGGAGGUCUUUUUGGUGGACUAUCAGGGGUCGAAGUACGGAUCUGUGGCCCAGGAUCUACUUAACUUCCUGAUUUCGUCCACCAAGCUGGAAGAUAAGUUGAGCAAAUUUGACUACUACAUAAAGGUGUACCAUGAUAAUCUGGCGAUGCAUCUGAGAAUACUAAAAUAUCCCAAGCCACUGCCCAGCCUACGAGACAUUCACAAGGUUUUAUUGAAAAAUGGACUUUUCGGCUUUUUCGUGGCCACAGGGGUGAUGGCAACAGUUCUUGUAGAUCCAACGGAAAGCGCCUGUUUUGAGAACUUUAUAGGCGACUCUCCCGAGGGAGUGGACUUCCAGAUGCAAAUGUACAAUAAUCCCCGCUACCGGAAACACAUUCAGGUUAUCCUGCCCUGGUUGCUUAAUCGCGGAGCUUUGGACAUAGAUUAGGCAAUUACCUCCACUCAUAUUGUGAUAGACAAUUCCGCUUGAAAGUAUUAAACUACCUAAAAUAAAAUUAUUAUAUCCUUGCAGAGGUUAUAAUGAUUUCAGUCAGAA
Molecule: messenger RNA, 1415 nt
Organism: Drosophila biarmipes
Lineage: Eukaryota; Metazoa; Arthropoda; Insecta; Diptera; Drosophilidae
Exons: 4
Coding region: 75-1307 (410 amino acids)
Source: RefSeq, a predicted model, not a curated record